This is a messenger RNA of Aspergillus bombycis, 957 nucleotides long. RefSeq lists its product as uncharacterized. Bases 1 to 957 code for a protein of 318 amino acids. Lineage: Eukaryota; Fungi; Ascomycota; Eurotiomycetes; Eurotiales; Aspergillaceae. The record is from RefSeq and is a predicted model, not a curated record. The transcript has a single exon.
AUGUCGCUGGUAGUCAAACGUGUGACUUGGGUGGGCCUGCUGUUAACUCGCCUGAGUCGCUUGGAAACAAUUCUGCUGGCGUAUGAUCAUGAUGAACUACUGCAAGACAUCCUGGAAAAGGCAGUCAUGCGCCAGCGACGUUUUCACAACACUCCCCCGUUUCCCUGUCUACAAAAAAUUCAGAUUAGCUCCCUCACUGCGUGCAAACCGGUAGCUACAGACUUUGUAUUGCCGUUUUUCUAUUUUCCAGCUGUUCGCGAAGUGCUCGCAUACAACAUUCAAGAACGGCCUUUAGACCAAAGCCAAAGGUCUUUGGAUCAACUUACACUAGGCAGCCCUACGUGCCAAGUUACUUCAGCCGGUGUUAUGAUGGGGGCUUUUGAUCCUACAGGCAUGGCCAAAUGGGUUCAAAUGUGCCCUAAACUCGAGCAUUUCCAUGCUGUACUUGAUUAUUCUCCUGAUUUGCAUGAUGGGAACUGCAAUACAAACGCCUUCCGCCAGGCGCUUCUUCGAGUCAAAGAGACCUUGAAGUCUCUUCGCCUGGGCUUUGUGCGGACGGCUUCAAACGGAUUUGAUUAUCAAAGUCCAUCAAUAGUGCAAUGCGACCUGUAUGGUCUACUCGGAUCCUUGCAGGAGUUUAGGGUACUCCAACAGCUUUCUAUUCCGCACGCUAGCCUCGUGGGACUCAAGAUUAACAAUUCAGGAUCAUUCACAGGUCAACUUCCUUGCUCACUAGAGGUGCUAGAAAUUACAGGCGUUGUUGUGGAGGGCUUUUUUACGUUUAUCGUGUCUGGCCUUGCGGAGCUGGUUAAAUAUCGCGAUUAUUUCGUACCUCAACUUCGACUACUUGUGCUUAAGCCGAGUCUAAUGGUGAGAUCACUACCAGAUACGGCUUUUUUGAGGUUGGUAUGUGAGGCCGCUGGGGUCAUGUUGGAAAUUCAAGAUCUAGACUUCUGA